AUUCAACUACUCUCCGCAAGUAUUGCUGACUGCAUUGCAAGCUAAGGAACGGAAAGGUAUUCAAAUUGCCUUACAGAAGUUUUUCAUAUCUGGACUAGUUUAUGCGCGUAUUUCUACCUUUUGUGUACUCAUAUCUACAUUUUCGUGAGAAACGCCUUUACAAAGAUAAUUGGGUACUAUUAAGAGGAGGCAUAAUUAAAAGCUGUAACAUCGUUCUUCGCCUUAUCACGAUCUCAUUUGUUCAUUAGUUUCUAACAACGUUAUUCCCGGAUAAUAAUUUACAGAACACAAUGAAAAAUUGUGGACAAAUGAAAUUAAUAUAAUUCAAUUUAUACCUAGUGAUCUAACUUUGGACCAUUAUUAGAAAUAAGUGGCAGCACCACGUUCAGUCAGUAGCUGAAAUGCCAAGAUACGCGCACCAACCAGAAGAAAGGAAUUGCGCAUAAAUUGAUAAACCCACCAUCGCAGUUUUUACUUAUAAGGGACACUAAAGAGUAUAUUCCCGGAGACUUAGACAAAGGAGUCAAGUCAGUUUUUGUUUCAGUGAUAGGGAGACAAAGGCCAAGUGAUCAGUUGCGGCCAGUGGGGGUAGGAUGACGAAGUUAAACUAUGGUGUACUGGGUUGCCUAAUGAUAUUUUCCAGCUUAUAUUUCAUUAAAGGAGCACGCGUACCUGAAGUUAAUAUUAAACAAAUGUUGUGUAAAAAUCUAUGUCUGAAGGGAAUGGGCGGAAAUCUCUGCACAUGUCACGCCGCUCAUUUUGCCGGAAAACGACAGGUACCAGAAUCACAAAAUAUACCAAAUGACGAUUUAUUUGAAAUUACACUCAACGAAAACCUUCAAAAUCCUUAUACAGAAUACACAGAUAUUUCGAGUUAUAUGGACCAAUACGAUAGCGACUAUAGCAAAAUAAAAGACUGGGAAGUCCCAUCAUUCCCCCUGAGUAAUUCCGAAAAAUACAAUAACAUCCUACUGAAGCAGUUUUUGACUCAUCGAGAUGAUAUAAACAAACAGAGACAGAUAAACAGAAACUGGCUGGAAUCUUGGCAAGAAUACAUCAACUCGAAAGUACGCCAAGUACAACGUGAAGGUCGCUUGGACAUGUGACGCUACUCCAAGGACUGUGAAUGUUAAGGAGGCAU
Owenia fusiformis is the source of this 1141-nucleotide messenger RNA. NCBI's taxonomy places the organism in Eukaryota, Metazoa, Annelida, Polychaeta, Sabellida, Oweniidae. The record is from the annotation of a GenBank genome assembly.